Molecule: messenger RNA, 3505 nt
Organism: Medicago truncatula (barrel medic)
Lineage: Eukaryota; Viridiplantae; Streptophyta; Magnoliopsida; Fabales; Fabaceae
Product: glutamate receptor 3.6
Exons: 7
Coding region: 545-3400 (951 amino acids)
Cellular component (GO): membrane
Molecular function (GO): ligand-gated monoatomic ion channel activity
Source: RefSeq, a predicted model, not a curated record
ACAAAUGGACAUAAAGAGAAACCAAAGUCAAGAAAUAAUGAAACUCACACCAUCACAAGAUGUUCGUGUUUCUUUUGUAUGAACUCACAAGAUUGUUUUGUUGUGUCCACUUUCACAGUGACAAUUAUCUUCUUCUUAUUUGUACCAAAAUUUCUCACAUGUUUUCAGUGGCUAUAAAUCAUUUCCAAUUGUCCCUCUUGUCCCGUACAAAUAAUUUGAAGAAAAAAAGACAAGAAGUCGGCCAAAAUAUCCAACUUGUGAGGAGUGUGAUUGGUUAAUCAGUGAACCAUAUUUUUCAAUACCAUAUCUAUAUACCAUUAAGUAUUAACCUUGCCUUUUUGAGUAAAAAAAACUUUUUGAAAUUUAUUUGCAUCUUCCCUUUGAUUAACUUCUCCACUUUCCUUUAGUGCCUUGUCCAUUUUCUCCACAAUGCUUAAACUCUUUCUUUGUUCCUACUUUUGGUUCCUUCUUCAUUCACAAUUCUAAGCUACUGGUUAAAUUACAUCAUAUAUCCUUUCUGAAGCUAGAAGGUAAAUCAUCAACCAUGGUUAAAGUUUGGCUAUUAGCUCUAAUGAUUCUCUACAAUGGCUUCUCUUCAACUGUGGCUGGCACUCAUAAUUCAACAAGGCCUGAUAUUGUAAAUAUUGGAGCUCUCUUUUCUUUCAAUACUAGUGUUGGCAAGAUUAUAAAAAUUGCUUUAGAAGCUGCAGUCAACGAUGUAAAUUCGGAUCCAAAUAUUCUGGGCGAGACCAAGUUAAAGCUCUCUCUUCAAGAAGAUUCUAAAUAUAGAGGUUUUCUAAGCAUUGCUGAGGUUUUGCAGGUCAUGGCUAGACACAAUGUGGCAAUAAUUGGCCCUCAUAGUUCUGUAACAGCUCAUGUCAUAACUCAUAUUGCAAAUGAGCUUCAAGUUCCUCUUAUCUCAUUUUCUGCUUUAGACCCUACCCUUUCUUCACUUCAAUUCCCAUUCUUUAUCAGAACUUGUCACAGUGAUCUUUAUCAAAUGGCUGCAAUAGCGGACCUUGUUGACUACUAUGGAUGGAAAGAAGUCAUAGCUGUAUACAUUGAUGAUGAUAAUGGAAGGAACGGAAUUGGUGCAUUAGGCGAUAAGCUUGCCGAGAAGCGUUGCAGGAUCUCAUAUAAAGCGCCUGUGAGACCCGAAGCAACUCCAGAGGAGAUAACAAAUGUGCUAGUUCAGGUGGCUCUUGCUGAAUCAAGAGUUAUAGUAGUUCACGCCAACACUAUUGGGGGCCCGAAAGUGUUCAGUGUUGCGAAGAAUCUUGGAAUGAUAGGAACUGGUUAUGUAUGGAUAGCCACUGCUUUUCUUUCUGCUAUUCUUGAUAUAGAAAGUCCAUUGCCUUCUGAUAAAAUGGAUGAAAUCCAAGGAGUGUUGACAGCACGCGUGCACACGCCAGAUUCGGAGCUUAAAAGAAAGUUUGUUUCUAAAUGGCAAAACUUGACUCAUGGAAAUACUGAUAAUGGCCCUCUUGGACUAAGUUUUUUGUCUCUCUAUGCAUACGAUACUAUUUAUGCUCUUGCUCACGCACUUGAUGCAUUUUUGAAACAAGGGAACCAAAUCACAUUCUCAAAUGAUUCAAAGUUAUCUACACUACGUGGAGACAACUUGCGUCUUGAUGCAUUGAACAUAUUCGAUGGAGGAAACACAUUGCGUAGGAACAUUUAUGAAGUUAACAUGACAGGUGUGACAGGCUUGUUCAAGUAUGCACCUGAUAAAAACCUUGUUAAUCCUACAUACGAAAUCAUCAAUGUGGUUGGAACCGGGUCUCAGAGGAUCGGUUAUUGGUCUAAUCACUCUGGAUUAUCGUCCAUUCCUCCAGAAACACUUCAUUCCAAACCAGGCAAUAACUUCAGGGAGAGUAAAAGGCUAUCCCCUGUGAUUUGGCCUGGAAACACAGCUCAGAAGCCCCGUGGUUGGGUUUUUCCAAACAAUGGAAGGCUAUUAAGAAUUGGAGUACCAAUAGGCGUUAGUUACCGCCAAUUUGUCUCGCAAGUACCAGGCACCGAUACAUUUCAAGGAUUCUGCAUUGAUGUAUUUCUUUCUGCAAUUAACCUAUUGCCUUAUGCUGUCCCUUAUAAGUUUAUUCCAUAUGGGGAUGGUAAGAACAAUCCUAGUAACACUGAGCUUGUCCGUCGGAUAACAACUGGUGAAUAUGACGGUGCAGUAGGUGACAUAGCAAUUACUACAACAAGAACAAAAAUGGUGGAUUUUACUCAGCCAUAUAUUGAGUCUGGUUUAGUGGUAGUAGCACCUGUUAGGGAGACAGAAACUAGUGCUUUGGCCUUUUUGGCUCCAUUUACACCAAGGAUGUGGUUUGUCACAGCUCUCUUUUUCAUAAUAGUUGGAACUGUUGUUUGGAUUUUGGAGCAUAGGGUGAAUGAUGAAUUUAGAGGACCACCUAAAAAACAAAUGGUUACUAUUUUUUGGUUUAGCUUUUCAACAAUGUUCUUUUCACAUAGGGAAAAUACAGUGAGCACAUUUGGUCGUUGUGUGCUACUUAUAUGGUUAUUUGUAGUUCUUAUAAUUACUUCAAGUUACACAGCAAGUCUAACAUCAAUCCUCACAGUUCAACAGCUUUCUUCCCCCAUUAAAGGCAUUGAAAGCUUAGUAAUUGGCAAAGAACCAAUUGGUUACACUCAAGGUUCUUUUUCUAAAAACUAUUUAAUCCAAGAAAUUGGUAUUGAUGAGUCUAGGCUUAUUGCUUUAAAAACACCUGAAGAAGCUGCUAGAGCACUUGAGAAGGGUCCUCAAAAUGGCGGCGUUGCUGCUUAUAUCGAUCAACGUGCCUAUAUCGACAUCUUCCUUGCAAGCCGGUGUAAAUUUACUAUUGUAGGUCAAGAGUUCACCAGAAACGGCUGGGGAUUUGGCUUUCCAAGAGACUCACCAUUAGCAAUUGACCUAUCAACUGCCAUUUUGCAAAUGGUGGACAAUGGGGACUUGCAAAGGAUUCAUGACAAAUGGCUUUUGAGUAGAGCUUGUUUAACACAAGGUGCAAAGCUUGAAGUUCAAAGACUCAAACUAAAAAGCUUUUGGGGAUUGUAUGUGAUCUGUGGAUCAGCAUGUUUGGUUGCUCUACUAAUAUACUUCAUACGGAUAAUUAGACAGUACACCAAGCACCGCUCAGAGGAACUUGAUUCUCCUGACCAAAACCCUAGCUCAGGAUCGUCGGGUUUCAAAAAAUUCAUGUCCUUUGCAGAUGAAAAAGAAGAGACUGUUAAGAACCGAUCAAAGAGAAAGAAAAUGGAGAGAAUCUCUUAUAGAGGUAGUGAGGGAGGAUCAUCCUCCAUCAUCUCCAAUAAAGAUUAUGAUGCUCAGCCAUCUCGAUGCAUAGCUGAUUCUGUUCCUAAUGGUGGAAGUGAACAAGUAUUUGUCAAAGUGGUGUAAUUAUGGUUUCUAUACAAUAUAAAAAAAAUUAAAAAAAUUAAAUGUACAAGUUUUAUUUAGGAAAUACAGCUUGCCUCGGAAGAAAAUAAACUUAAGAUGCGCAAA